Molecule: messenger RNA, 2173 nt
Organism: Raphanus sativus (radish)
Lineage: Eukaryota; Viridiplantae; Streptophyta; Magnoliopsida; Brassicales; Brassicaceae
Product: bifunctional riboflavin biosynthesis protein RIBA 1, chloroplastic
Exons: 6
Coding region: 245-1861 (538 amino acids)
Biological process (GO): riboflavin biosynthetic process
Cellular component (GO): chloroplast
Molecular function (GO): GTP cyclohydrolase II activity; 3,4-dihydroxy-2-butanone-4-phosphate synthase activity
Source: RefSeq, a predicted model, not a curated record
UGGUCUGGUGGUCUUAUCUCUCUCAACGAAUCAUCAUCGUGCACGCACCCAAAGAGAGAGAGAGAUCCAUUUCCCAAUUUGGGCCGCCACUAGAAUAAUCUUCGGUCAUCGCUGUCGUCAUCAUCCGCAACUAACCCUCUUUUCUCCGCAUCUUCUUCUUCAUCAUAAAGGUCGAAGAUCGUGAUUAAAAACAAAAAUCUACACAAAGUCUAGAUUUUGAGAUAAGGGUUAUCUUCAGAGAGACAUGUCUUCCAUCAAUCUCUCCUCCUCCUCUCCUUCCACCCUCUCUCUCUCCGGCUCCAGAUUGAGCCAAACUUCUUCCACUACUACACUGAUCCACCACCGUGUUACUUUCCCAUCUAACCACCACACACCUUCGUUUUCAUUUAAAACCACUGGAAAAGCUAAAGCCUCAGUGGUCUCUAGAGAAGAUGAUCUCCUUCUCUCUUACACCAACGGAAACCCUCCCAUCGAAGAUCCGUUACAAGCAGAUUCAGUAUCCCUUGGAACACUUUCUCCUUCGGAUUCACCUAAUGCACCACCCAACGGUUUCGUCGCUGAAGAUGAUGACUUUGAGUUGGACUUACCCACGCCUGGUUUCUCCUCCAUCCCUGAGGCCAUUCAAGACAUUCGCCAAGGAAAGCUUGUGGUGGUUGUGGAUGAUGAAGACAGAGAAAACGAAGGUGACUUAGUCAUGGCUGCUCAGUUAGCUACACCUGAAGCUAUGGCCUUUAUCGUCAAACACGGAACCGGGAUCGUCUGUGUCAGCAUGAAGGAAGAUGAUCUCGAGAGGUUGAACCUUCCUCUUAUGGUCAACCAAAAGGAGAACGAAGAGAAGCUCUCCACUGCCUUCACAGUCACUGUCGAUGCAAAACAUGGUACGACUACAGGAGUUUCAGCUCGUGACAGGGCAACAACGAUACUCUCCCUUGCAUCCAGAGACUCAAACCCUGAAGACUUCAACCGUCCAGGGCAUAUCUUCCCGCUCAAGUACCGAGAAGGAGGUGUUUUGAAACGAGCUGGACACACCGAAGCCUCCGUUGAUCUCACCGUUUUAGCUGGACUUGAUCCCGUUGGAGUGUUGUGUGAGAUCGUUGAUGACGAUGACGGCUCCAUGGCCAGAUUACCAAAGCUACGUCAGUUCGCAGCCGAGAAUAGCCUCAAGAUUGUAUCGAUUGCUGAUUUGAUCAGAUACCGAAGGAAGAGAGAUAAGCUAGUGGAGCGUUCCUCUGCGGCUCGGAUCCCAACGAUGUGGGGACCUUUCACGGCUUACUGCUACAAGUCUAUACUAGACGGGAUAGAGCACAUUGCGAUGGUUAAGGGAGAGAUAGGUGAUGGUCAAGACAUUCUCGUGAGGGUUCAUUCUGAGUGUCUCACGGGAGACAUAUUUGGAUCGGCGAGGUGUGAUUGCGGGAACCAGCUCUCUCUUUCGAUGCAGCAGAUCGAGUCUAACGGUCGCGGUGUGUUGGUUUACUUGCGUGGACACGAAGGAAGAGGGAUUGGUUUAGGACACAAGCUCCGAGCUUACAAUCUGCAAGAUGCUGGUCGUGACACGGUUGAAGCUAAUGAGGACUUGGGACUUCCUGUUGAUUCUAGAGAGUAUGGGAUUGGUGCACAGAUGUUAAGGGACUUGGGAGUGAGGACGAUGAAGCUGAUGACGAAUAAUCCGGCAAAGUACGUUGGUCUGAAGGGAUAUGGAUUAGCCAUUGUGGGAAGAGUGCCUCUGUUGAGUCUUAUCACAAAGGAGAAUAAGAGAUAUUUGGAGACGAAGAGGACUAAGAUGGGUCACAUGUAUGGCUUGAAGUUCAAUGGUGAUGUUGUGGAGAAGAUUGAUAAUGAUGCUGAAACCAACGAGUCUUGAGUUCAAAGCUCGAGAAGCAGGAUGAACCGAAUCAAACCAAACCGGGAAGACGUAUACUUUAAAAAAGAAAACAGGAAAGACAUUUAUUUGGAAAGAGCAAGGCAAGAAAAUACUUUGAUAACUUGAGGAAGUUGAUUGGAUUGGUUUUAUAUUCUUUAGUAUGAUCUUUAUCUGAUUUUUUUUUACAAUUUAACGAAUUCUUCAGCAUUGUUACUUUCGAGUUGAGUAGUUUGCAUUUGAUUUGUUAAACUGUGAACUGUGGAGCUUUGUACUGUACAAUUUAUUUCUAAUAAAAGCAUUUUCUCUUACAAA